Messenger RNA from Mangifera indica (mango), 465 nucleotides. RefSeq names its product egg cell-secreted protein 1.4-like. Bases 1 to 420 code for a protein of 139 amino acids. The record is from RefSeq and is a predicted model, not a curated record. NCBI's taxonomy places the organism in Eukaryota, Viridiplantae, Streptophyta, Magnoliopsida, Sapindales, Anacardiaceae. Gene Ontology annotation, biological process: double fertilization forming a zygote and endosperm. The transcript has a single exon.
AUGCAUCCGAAAGAUUUACUUCUUCCUCUUUUGGCCCUCUCAUGCCUCAUGACAUAUUCCACUGCAGCCAGGGAUCUCCCCGUCAAGCCAGGCUUCAACCUUACGGCGAGGGUUGAGGCUGCCCCUAUCACCAGCGGAGGUCUAGUUGAGUGCUUCAAUGCACUUUGGGAGUUGAAAUCGUGCACGAAUGAGAUUGCCAGCUACUUCCUCACUGGGCAGGCGAGUAUUGGCCCAGAAUGCUGCCUAGCCAUUGGCGUCAUCACGCGUAAUUGCUGGCCUGCCAACGUCAUGCUUGCUUCCCUUGGCUACACUGCUGAGGAAGGUGACAUUCUCAGAGGCUACUGUGAUGCUGAGCCUUCUUCUCUUGUCCCCGGAAUUGCUCCUUCGCCUGUCGCUGCAGCCUCGCCGGCUUCAAAUUAAGGGUCUUGUUUGGAAUAUCUUAAUGAAUUUGUACUGAUCCUUAUA